Messenger RNA from Thamnophis elegans (Western terrestrial garter snake), 2480 nucleotides. RefSeq names its product heat shock transcription factor 5 (gene HSF5). NCBI's taxonomy places the organism in Eukaryota, Metazoa, Chordata, Lepidosauria, Squamata, Natricidae. Gene Ontology annotation, biological process: regulation of DNA-templated transcription. The transcript is spliced from 6 exons. Gene Ontology annotation, molecular function: sequence-specific DNA binding; DNA-binding transcription factor activity. The record is from RefSeq and is a predicted model, not a curated record. Bases 513 to 2480 code for a protein of 655 amino acids.
UUAUAUAUUAUUAUCAUUUACAUCUUUCUUAAAGUUAUUCUUCUUAUCAAAGGCAAAUGGGUGGAUAUCAAAACCAAGUGUGGAUAGCACUGGGCAAGAGAACCUUUUGCUCUCCCAAGACCACUGCCUAGAGAAGACCAAAAAAUGCAACUAUCAGGCCUGGUUGUGUUGUGUGGACCAUUUGUUUCAGCAAGAGGGGUGGUGUGAUUUUAACUAUUUCCUCAGCCUUCAAGCGAAAGGCAGAAACCAGGCAGCCGCCCGGUGUAGCCUCUUCGCCCAAGUCUUUUGGCGGGAGGAGGUGGCCGGAGCGCGCGCCGCCAAACAGCCCGGUCAGCCCGCUCUGCCUCGACGGCGGCGAUGAUUGACGGCGGCGUCCGUUGGAAAAAAGCCGAUCGGCCUCACGCGGGCCUUCCACCGUCCGUUGGACUGAGGGGGGGAGGCAGGGAGAGAAGGCGAACGGGCGCGAGGCGGUCUCGAAAGCCUGGCGGCUCCCCGCAGACCGAGCCACCUCGAUGGAGGACCCACUACUCUCGGCCGCGCCCAUUAACCCCAACAACUUCCCCGCCAAACUGUGGCGCCUGGUCAACAGCCCGCGCUUCCGCUCUAUCCGCUGGGACGCCCGGGGCGAGGGACUCCUCAUCGACCAGCCCUUGUUCGAAGCCGAGCUCCUGGGCGCGGGCGGCAGCGGAAUGGCCGUGGCGGUGGGAGGCGGUCCCGGGGGCGAUGGCGCCGGCCCCACCUCCGCCGGCGGCUCUUCAGUGUCUCCGUCGUCGUCGUCCACGUCCUCCUCGCCGGAGCUGUUCAAGACAACCAAUUUCACUAGUUUCAUCCGGCAGCUCAAUUUGUACGGCUUCCGCAAAGUGGUGCUAGGCCCGCCGGGAGGCAGCGGGGGCUCUUCGUCUGGUGGCGGAUCCACCACAGGCGCCUCAGCCGCUGCCUCGGCCCCCGGCGGCCCCUUGCACCAUUUUCACAGCCCGCACUUUCGCCGCGACCGGCCCGAUCUGUUGGUGCACCUCAAACGCCUGACUAGCGCGAACAAGGCCAAGCUGGCCGCAGGCCUGGAAGUCACCAGCCGGCCACCCAACCGCUUCCAGCGCCUCCUCAGCACCUCCCUUCACGGUGGGGAGGCCCUUCUCAGCCAGCAACAUCAGCACCAUCACAAUCCCCCGGCGGCACAUGCAGGGGCCGUAGCUGCCAAGAACGACAAUAAGCCCGGUGAGAGAGGAGGGCCUCCAUUGACUUUAGAACAGGUUCAUCGAUCUUUUCGGCGAGACAGUUUAUCUCCUUAUUCCUACCUGUCACCAUCAUCUCACAACCAAAAUGCUUUUCCACUGAAAGGUUCCGAUCGGACUCCUUUUCCUCCCAGAACAUGGCAGAACUCCCUUGGAAUGCUCCCAGGUCAGGUGGAGACAUCAGCUUUUUCAGACAAAGGUGUUCCAUUUCCUGUGUUGCAGAGGUUCCCAACAGAAGUAACUUAUACUCUGCAGCCCAGCUCUACAUCUGUGCAUAUUCAACAAGGGCCUCAGACAAUGGCCCCAUCUUCCCAGAAAUAUACCAGUUAUGCAGCUUCAGCACCAUACUCCCAAGCUUACUAUCCAACAGCUGUAUUACAGUGUUGUUCUCCACCUACCCACAUGGAUCCCUUAAGUGGUUGUGGUAGUCCUACAGCUUCUAUCUAUACACACUGCAGCUAUUUUCAGAAUCCACCAAUGCAAUCUUCAUAUCCAGUUGAAUUCUUGCCUUCUAAUUGGUCCUGCAACACCUCUGAUGAAAACAAGAAGACAGAAGUCAAUCUAGAAGCGGUCUUCCAGAUUGUUGAUGAAAUGCAUUCAUCCCCAAAGCUGGAAAUGGUAAAAGUAGAACCAGUGGAGAACCAAUGUCCAACUUCACAGUCAAAUCGAAACCAACAAUUAAUAGUUAAUUCAGGGAAUAGUGAUACAGCUUCUUCAGGUCAAACCAGCCACUUAGAACCUCUAACCCCUGUAGGCUCAGAUAUCACAUCCUUUGUUGUAGAGUCUGAACAAGCUAUAGCAUGCUCCUUGCCACAAUCUCCAGAGUUUAUCUAUGCUAUUCAUACCACAGAACCUGUGGAGAAUACCACAGCUCAAAUAGUGCAACAGCCUACAGUCACACCACAAACAUCAGCAAAAGUCAAAGAACAACUGAACCAGUCUUCUGCUGUGUCUCCCAUGAUAUUUGUUCAAGAGGAGCUUCCAUUCAGUCAGCCACAGGAGGAUCCUAAUAUAAAGUGUGAGUCAAAUACAUCAGAGACUGUUGCAUCCUCAGAACAAAUUGGUUUCCUCGUUUCAGAGGUGGGUCCUCUCAACAAAUGCACCAAAGAUUCAGUUUCAUCCAUCCAAACCAAAUGCAGAGAAAGAAGGAGCAGUUCACAGAAGGGCAAAUCCCCUGAUCUACAUUUGCUAGUGGAUGUGGCUUGCAAGCAAGAACAUUUUCCAAAGGAAGAAGAAUUAAGGGAGUAA